Messenger RNA from Coprinopsis cinerea okayama7#130, 1050 nucleotides. RefSeq lists its product as hypothetical. The transcript has 7 exons. NCBI's taxonomy places the organism in Eukaryota, Fungi, Basidiomycota, Agaricomycetes, Agaricales, Psathyrellaceae. The record is from RefSeq and is a predicted model, not a curated record. Bases 1 to 1050 code for a protein of 349 amino acids. Gene Ontology annotation, molecular function: heme binding; oxidoreductase activity, acting on paired donors, with incorporation or reduction of molecular oxygen; monooxygenase activity.
AUGGGCCGUCCGAUUCUAAUCCUCAACUCUUUGUCUGCCGUCCAAGAUCUUCUCGAGAAAAGAAGUGCCAACUACUCCGAUCGUGCCACUAAUCCGGCCUUCCAACUAAUGAAACUCGAGUGGAUGAUGGGACUUAUGGACUACGGUCCUUGGUGGAAGUCGCAUAGACGCCCACUGCAACAACAAUUCAGUCCACGUGAACUUGCAAGGUAUCGGCCUAUCCUCCAACAAGAAGUCUCCGCCUUUCUCCUUAAAUUAACUGAGAAUCCCAAGUCAUUUCUCGAUACAACUCACCUGUUCUUUGGAUCAGUCAUUAUGAGGAUAUCAUACGGUGUCAAUGAUUUCAACUACAACAAGUCAUUCAUCAUGCAAGCAGAAGCUCUCCUCGACAUGAUCGCUCACGCCACGGCUCCUGGACAUUUCCUAGUCAAUGUAUUCCCCCUGCUACGACACGUUCCAGCGUGGUUCCCUGGAGCUGGCUGGAAACGUCGACUACAGGAGGCGGUUCAGAUUGGCCUCAACCUGCGAGUUGGGGCGUUCGAAGGUGCUAAACAGAGAGUGCAACUGGGGCAGAGGGAGUACCCAUGCGUAGCACAUCGGAUGCUCGACUCUCUUCCACCAGAGGAUGACCCACAAUAUGGCGCCCAAGCAGCCAUAGCGACAAAUGUGGCGGCUAUGACUUACGUUGCGGGAGCGGACACGAUGGUCAGCUCAGGCAAGGUUCUGUUCCUGGCAUUAGCGAACAAUCCCGACGUGCAAAGACGCGGCCAAGAAGAGAUCGACACCGUUAUUGGACCAGGUCGCCUACCGACGCCCGGAGAUCUUCAGAAGCUUCCCUACGUCCAGGCUAUCGUAAUGGAGUUGACUCGUUGGUACACUGUCGCUCCAUUAGGGCUGCUUCAUGCGGCGACCGAAGACGAUGAAUAUCAUGGAUACUUCAUCCCAAAAGGAACCUUCAUAUCCCGAAUGAAUAUCAAUGCCAUUGCCGCCGAUCCGCAACGUCAACUCGAGAUCUUGGCCAAGCUCGAGCAACUCCAGCAGGGUUUUUGA